This is a messenger RNA of Balaenoptera musculus (blue whale), 5390 nucleotides long. It is a transcript of the gene AREL1, whose product is annotated as apoptosis resistant E3 ubiquitin protein ligase 1. The transcript is spliced from 20 exons. NCBI's taxonomy places the organism in Eukaryota, Metazoa, Chordata, Mammalia, Artiodactyla, Balaenopteridae. The record is from RefSeq and is a predicted model, not a curated record. Gene Ontology annotation, biological process: positive regulation of protein catabolic process; negative regulation of apoptotic process; protein polyubiquitination. Gene Ontology annotation, molecular function: ubiquitin-protein transferase activity. The coding region runs from base 499 to 2973 and encodes 824 amino acids.
GUCGCCUCCCAAGGUAGCAGAGCUGGAAUUUCGCCGUGCUGCAUCCCCUGCUCGGGUAAUGUUUCUCUCUCGCAGCUCUGCAGCACGGGGCAGAGCCCAGAGGACCUGCCUGCACUAGAGUUCCAGAGAGAGCGUAGGAUCCCGAGACAGCAGAACAGAUGCACCCUUUGGCAGCCAAUUGCACCCUGCACUAGACAGAAGUCCAGGGAUGUUAUAUUUUGGAAUUAUAUUUCUCCACCGUGGAAUUCAUGCAGUUCAUUCCAGAAACAUUGACCCUCUGCUUCUGUGACACACCCUCGCUGAAGGUCUGAUGGACAGACACUUUCUCUUGACCCUGCAGCUGUUUUCUUUCAUGUGGAAGUUGGAAGACAAGGUGAAAGUGGCCAAAAGUUACCUGCUUUGGUGAAUAAGUAUGCUCCCCUUGGUUCUCAGAACAUGGGCCCUCGUUUAAAGCUGCAGCUGUGAUCCUCGGCUGUCUGUUGGCAUUGAAGGGACCUGAUGUUUUACGUUAUUGGUGGCAUCACAGUGUCUGUGGUUGCAUUCUUCUUCACAAUUAAGUUCCUCUUUGAGCUUGCCGCACGUGUAGUCAGCUUCCUCCAGAAUGAGGACCGAGAACGCCGAGGGGACCGGACUAUAUAUGACUACGUGCGGGGAAAUUACCUGGAUCCCCGGUCUUGCAAAGUCUCCUGGGAUUGGAAGGACCCCUAUGAGGUGGGCCACAGCAUGGCCUUCCGAGUGCAUUUAUUCUAUAAGAACGGGCAGCCCUUUCCUGCACAUCGGCCUGUAGGACUAAGAGUUCACAUCUCUCAUGUUGAGCUAGCAGUGGAAAUUCCAGUGACCCAGGAAGUCCUCCAGGAACCCAGUUCCAACGUGGUCAAGGUGGCCUUCACUGUGCGCAGGGCUGGGCGGUAUGAAAUCUCCGUGAAGCUUGGUGGAUUAAACGUGGCCUAUAGUCCCUACUACAAGAUUUUUCAGCCUGGAAUGGUGGUUCCUUCCAAGACCAAAAUCGUGUGCCAUUUUUCUACUCUCGUGUUGACCUGUGGGCAGCCACACACUCUUCAAAUAGUGCCCCGAGAUGAGUAUGACAACCCUACCAACACUUCCACGUCCUUGAGAGAUGAGCACAAUUACAGUCUGUCCAUUCAUGAGCUCGGUCCUCCGGAAGAAGAGAGCGCUGGUGUCUCAUUCGAGAAGUCAGUGACAUCCAACCGGCAGACCUGCCAGGUGUUCUUGCGGCUCACCCUGCAUUCUCGAGGCUGCUUCCAUGCCUGCAUUUCAUACCAAAACCAGCCAAUCAAUAAUGGCGAAUUUGACAUUAUUGUCCUAAGUGAGAAUGAGAGGAAUAUUGUCGAACGCAAUGUGUCCACCUCAGGAGUGAGCAUUUACUUUGAAGCUUAUCUGUAUAAUGCUGCCAACUGCACCAGCACGCCGUGGCACCUCCCACCCAUGCACACAAGCUCUGCCCAGCGCCGGCCCUCCACGGCUCUGGAGGAGGAAGAUGAAGACUCACCCUCUGAGUGUCACACCCCUGAGAAGGUGAAGAAACCGAAGAAGGUGUACUGCUACGUAUCACCAAAGCAAUUCUCAGUGAAGGAGUUCUACCUGAAAAUCAUUCCCUGGCGCCUUUAUACCUUCCGAGUGUGCCCAGGAACAAAAUUUUCAUACCUUGGCCCUGACCCUGUCCAUAAGCUGCUCACACUGGUGGUGGAUGAUGGCAUUCAGCCUCCUGUGGAGCUCAGCUGUAAGGAGAGGAACAUCCUAGCGGCCACGUUCAUCCGCUCACUCCAUAAAAACAUAGGAGGCUCUGAGACCUUUCAGGACAAGGUGAACUUUUUCCAGCGAGAGCUUCGGCAGGUACAUAUGAAAAGACCACAUUCCAAAGUCACCCUGAAGGUCAGCAGACAUGCCUUGUUGGAAUCGGUGCUCUUGAAAGCCACUCGGAAUUUCUCCAUCUCAGAUUGGAGCAAGAACUUUGAAGUGGUUUUUCAGGACGAAGAAGCUCUGGACUGGGAGGACCCUCGCCGGGAAUGGUUUGAGCUAAUCUGCAAAGCACUAUUUGACACCACCAAUCAGCUCUUCACCCGAUUCAGUGACACCAACCAAGCGUUAGUGCAUCCCAACCCUAAUCGCCCCGCUCAUCUGCGCCUAAAGAUGUAUGAGUUUGCAGGGCGCCUGGUGGGCAAGUGUCUCUACGAGUCCUCUCUAGGAGGAGCCUACAAGCAGUUGGUCCGAGCUCGCUUCACCCGUUCUUUCUUGGCCCAAAUCAUAGGACUGCGUAUGCAUUACAAGUACUUUGAAACAGAUGACCCAGAAUUCUACAAAUCUAAAGUUUGUUUCAUCCUCAACAAUGACAUGAGUGAGAUGGAGCUGGUCUUUGCAGAAGAGAAAUAUAGCAAAUCAGGUCAAUUGGAUAAGGUCGUAGAACUUAUGACAGGUGGAGCUCAAACCCCAGUCACCAACGCGAAUAAAAUCUUCUAUUUAAAUUUGCUGGCCCAGUAUCGGCUGGCCAGUCAAGUGAAAGAGGAAGUGGAACAUUUCCUAAAAGGCCUGAAUGAGUUGGUCCCUGAGAACCUUUUGGCUAUUUUUGAUGAGAAUGAGCUUGAGCUGCUGAUGUGUGGGACUGGGGACAUCAGUGUGUCUGACUUCAAAGCCCAUGCGGUGGUCGUUGGUGGCUCAUGGCAUUUCAGAGAAAAGGUCAUGAGGUGGUUUUGGACCGUGGUUUCCAGUUUGACGCAGGAGGAGUUGGCUCGGCUGCUUCAGUUCACAACAGGCUCGUCUCAGCUACCGCCUGGAGGCUUUGCCGCCCUCUGUCCCUCAUUCCAGAUUAUUGCCACCCCGACCCAUAGCACGCUACCAACUGCACACACGUGUUUCAACCAGCUGUGCCUCCCUACGUAUGACUCAUAUGAAGAGGUGCACAGGAUGCUGCAGCUGGCCAUCAGUGAGGGCUGCGAGGGCUUUGGCAUGCUCUGACCACUCUCUUGCCAUCCACUUGGCUCCCGUGCUUUCUGGAGCAUCCGAGUGCACAUAACAGACAUAACCACUGACCCUAGCAUACACAAAACCAUCAGCCAGAAGCUGCUGCGUGCUCUCCAGUGUCUGGAGUAUUCAGUCACCUACAAGCCUUGUCCUUCCCUCGCCCCCUCCUUUCCCACCUCCCCCCCCAGGCCACUUUGGCAGGUACAUAAUCUGAGCAACUCGCUCAGUCACAAGAGGAGGGCCAUGCCGCUGUGCUUGCACUUGGUUCUUAGAAACUCUCAGUAGCCGGAGUGGCACUGGACUACCUCUCAUGGUGACUGAUAGCACAAAAGGAUCUUUUCUGUGGUGUCAGAACUGGAAAAGGAGCUUUCCUUGCAAGCGUUUCUGGAAAUGAUCAUUAAUCCACAAAGAAGAACUCCCUAAUAAGCUUUUUCUUGACUAUGAGCCUGUGAGAUAGACAGACCUAAGAAUGUGAAAGAUAGCUGGGCUGUUGCCUCCAGUGCUGAAUGUGAUUCUCCUUUAGGCUUAUGGGGCACGUCUAGGCACGUGGCUGGCUUGAAGACUACUGAUGCUUGUCCCUGAGUUUGUUCUUUACACUGAGGUGUGGCUGGGCUCGGCCACUUACCUCCAGCUUAUGCAGUCUGCUAAGAGCUGGGGAUUCUUCAGAUUUCCACUGAAGAAAAUUUUGGAGCAAGAGAUUGGGACAGUACGAUAGCAUGACACCGAUCCCUGGUUCUCUCUUUGCUUGGUGUUCCCUGGCAGCACUAAGGCAAGGAAAAAGGAAUCAGUAAUUUAAUUGCUUCUCACAGGUCCUUAGGGCCAGGACACAGGGAACACACAUAGAGGAGAUACAUCAGAUGAUAAAUAAACACCUAGCUGUCCCAGUUACUUCCUGUCACUCCAUCAGUUACCAGCAAGGGCAGCUAAGGAGGGAGGAAGAUAAAUUAGGUUCACUGUUACGUGAUGAUUGAAGAGAACCUGCAGCUGUUUCUUGGAAGAUGACAACAACCUUUUUCAUUACGAUUUGAAUGAAGACGUUUUCAAGACUCAAAAUCUCAUUGAAUUCCCAAAUUUCUGUUUCUAAGAAGGCUUUGCUGCAAGCUACCAUUCCCAGUGGGGCAGUCGACUCAGAAUAUUUACAAGCCAUCUUUAUUGCCAAAACCAGCAAGUACAAAGAGUCCAGAGAUGAGGCGGGACUUGCAGCAGUGCCUUGGCCUCCUGGAAGCACGUCUGAGCCCUCCUGUUCCCAGAGAUCAUGAGGAACAAGCCUUCCUGAGCUGCUACAAUUCCUGCCUGACCUCACUCCUUCGCAGUUGUCAUUUGUCCUUCUUGGCAUGGGUGCUGACCUCACUCAUCCUUGGGGUCUAGGAUCCAGCAUCAGGGCCUCUGUACCCCAGGGUCCUCCAUGCCACACGGUCACUGCUCUCCUCAGGGACCAGGACAAGGUGCUGCUGCCUGCCCCGGUGUUUUCCUAUGGGAUAUGUACAGGCAAGUUGCAUCAUCCCCCGGGAAACAUGAUGCUGCCCCUCGGGCCCAGAGAGGGUUUCCAGCUGGGGGGCACGUGGGUUGGUUCUGCUGUCUUUGGCUGUUGUUCCUCUUCUGGAUUCUGCGUUCUCCUCUCCAGAGACUCAUGCUGGAGCUCAAGUUGAUUUUCUUGGUUAGAUCUGUCCUUUUAAGCUCUAGUCAUAGCACUUUUCAGAGCAUCCUGAGUACCAUUGCAGCCCAGCUGCGUCCUGCAGUGGUCCUUAGCCCCAAGGUCUUUGUUUAACAAAACCCUUUGGUACUGUUGUGGUUUUUUGUUCUUCUGGUUUACCCUGUCUCUCCUAACUAUUCAAAAGUAUCUUUGCUCUUUAGGCCUUUCCUUUGACCUUUUUUUCUAAUCCUGCUUUGGAACUAGCCAGUGUGGGGAGAGGUACACCAUGUCGGAGAGAAGGAAGAGUGUCUGUUACUUCUUGAGCAGUUUUCUAUUCACAUUUCUUAUUUUGGCCAGUUGUUUUAUUUAUGCCCUUGUGACCCAGAUGCUUGGGGAGCCAGCUAACCUCCUGGCCUUGAGUCUCUUCAAAGGAGACCAGGCACCAAGUGAACACCAAGGAAGAUAUCGGCAUGUUUCUAGAACUUCAGCAGAGACCAAGCCCUGCUGCUGCAAAUUUGUCAGGCCAGACAAAAGGGCCAGACGGUUGCAACAAUAGUGUAAAUAUUUUGUACAGUAAAUAAAUGAAUGUUUAAAAGGACUAAGGAGCAAGUGACUGCUUUACGUGAUGAUUCAGGGCUUAAAUUGGAGGUGGGGAAGGAAAAGAAAAAUUCAGAAAUGUUUUUGCAUUUCCCCAGUAAUGCCUUCAGAAGCAGUCAGCUUGGGCUUCCCUGGUGGCGCAGUGGUUGAGAGUCUGCCUGCCAAUGCAGGGGACGUGGGU